This is a messenger RNA of Symbiodinium sp. CCMP2592, 2916 nucleotides long. NCBI's taxonomy places the organism in Eukaryota, Dinophyceae, Suessiales, Symbiodiniaceae. The record is from the annotation of a GenBank genome assembly.
AUGGGAAAGAAGACUGCGGCGGCAGACCCGCCGGAAGUGGCUGAUGUUAUGGCUAUGCUUCAAAGCAAGGGAUUGCUAAAGCGUGGUCCAGACGCCCCGGAAGCAGCUGCCGAGCCUUCUAAGAAGUCUAAGACAGCUAAAGCUAAGGCCAAGCCGACCCCGACGUCCGAAGAGGAGCCCAAGGUUGAGACCCGAGCCAGGAGCAAGCGCAAACCCGCCGAAGCCCAAGCAGAAGCUGAGAAACACGAUGAUGAGAAGCCACCCAAGAAAGGGAAACCCAGCAAGGGCCAAGCCAACAAGGACCCCACCGAGAAGCAGGAGGAACCCAACGAGAAGCAGCCGCAGGAGAAACCCGGCAAACCCCCCAAGGAGCCGAAGAAACCCAGCAAGGAGCAGUCCCAGGAGAAACCCGGCAAACCCACCAAGGAGCUGAAGAAACCCAGCGAGGAGCAGUCCCAGGAGGCCCCCGAGGCAGCUGCCGAUGAGGAUCUGGGUCCGUUCGAGGAGUUUCCACCUAAGACACCCGGGGCUUGGGGUGAGGAGUUCUUGGAGACGGGGCUUAAUGUCGUGGUGAGCUGGAAAAACUUGGAUGAUGUGUGGCGAGCUUGCAGGGCUUCCGACAAGCCGAUGUACAGAGACAUGCAGUACGAGAAGCUUCUGCAGAUGAUGGAGGCGGCUCUUGGUCCCCGGCCCAAGCACGUGCUUAAGCCUGUUGAGGUCCACCUUGCUGCUGAAGAGACCCACCCGGGCCCUGUGUUGGAGGACGAGUCCCUGAAACAAACACAGGAGCAAGAGCAGUCUGACGCGGAGCAAGACGACCAGGAAGGGGAGGAGGAGGAAGCAGAAGAGGAUGAGGAAGAGGAAGAGGUGGAGGAAGUGAAGAAACCGCUUCCUAGCAGUUCUAGCGCCAAGCCACCGCCUGAAACCACAAGCCCGCCGAAGAUCAACACGUGGAAUGGCGUCCCCAGCCCUGCAACGAAGGAGAAAGCCCGCUCCGAGAGCCCUGAACAGGUGAAGCCAACAGACCUGAACAGCAAGUUCAAUCGUGUACGGCGGUCGAAGUCCGAACAGCCCCCGUCCCUGAGUACUUUGGUGCUGGGUGCCCACCUCACCGAUGAGCAGGCAUACUCGAAUCGUCCAGCCUCGGAGGUUGGUGCGGUUCCCGCGGAGGAUCUGCAUGAAGGGUUGAUGAGUGCAUCUCAAGCAGGCAGCGACAGCGAGCUACGAAGUCUCGUGACAACGAUGCAGUCAGAGAUCACUAGGCUGAAGGCCAUGCUGGCUACGAAGGAUGCGAACCCGGGAGCCCCGCCGGCCACACCGCCGGCCGCACCGCCGGCCGCACCGCCGGCCGCACCGCCGGCCGCACCGCCGGCCCCGCCUGCGAAAGCCUCGGUUAAGCACGAGGAGAAGGAGUCGGAUGGGGAGGAUGACAACGGGGAGGAGCAAGAAAGCGAAGAGGAGGAUGAUGAAGAGGAGGAGGAGGGGGAUGAAGACCACGAGACCCCGCCACCAAAGGCCAAACCGCCUGCCACAACCUCUGUGACCAAGACCAACAAGCCUAAGGGGCCCAACUCGUCGACCCACCGUGCUCAAUGGAUGAAGUUCGGUCGGCGAAUGGACAGCCAGGGCUCGGAGUUCCCCGAAAUGACUAAGCUGUGGACCGGAAGCAAAGACGAACAGCACGAAGUGUUCGCGAAAUGGCUCGAGGAGGGCCAGAACAUGAACAACACGGAGGCCCAGCUGAUCAUCACCAAGACGAAAUCGGCCGAGGUGAAGAGUGGCUAUGAGGAGCUCACCGUGAAGGAAAUGGUUGCGAGAGGAUUCAGUGCGACAAAGAUCGAAAGCAUAGUCAGAAAGGGUGGAACCCCUGACCCCGACGCCCCUCACUGCCUGGAAUCCAUCGUGUAUGUUUGCCGGAAGAAGAAGAACGUGGAAGAAUCCGAAAAGGUUUCCCAGACCGGCGAAAUCAAGUCGAAGAUGAAGGCCACUGCCAAGGCCGUGGCCCCGUUGAUGAGGCUGAACGGAAUGCCGGGGCCUGGAUCGACCUCGGGCGCCACCGAUGCAGUUUUGCAGCUUGCUGCGAACGCUUUUGCUUCGGGAUCGGCCGACGCCACCGCCGCCGCCCCCAAGAGGAACCCGAAAAGCAAGGCCAAAGCCAAGGCAAAAGCCUUGAUCCAGGCGCCCAAGACACCCAAAGAGCUUUUGGAUGAAUGCCGCAAAGAGCUGAAGAAAGAGUACAACGCCGCGAAUAUUUGCUACGACCUGCCGAAGGACAAUGCUUUGCGGCUGAGGAGUGUGGCGGAUGAUGAUGCCGAGGAUUUCGUCGACGAGUGCAAAGCACUGGUCGAAAACACCCGGAUGGUGCGAGCACAGGUCCGUGCUGUGGCAGCUGAGCUCCAGCGCAAAUCUGCUUCGGUUCAGAGAUUUCUUCGAUACGAGAUGAGCUGGCUGGCAAAAACCAUUGGACGUGGCUAUGCAUCUGUCAAGCAUGCUGCAGAGAUCGGUGCUGUGGUGUCACAGGUUUCUCUGCCGAUGCUGGAUGAUGACAACAACGUAGUCUGGCGAGACUGGCCGAUGAUAUUGCCGCACAACUUCGAGCUUAGACUGCAGCUAGUUGCUGCAAUGGCCCGUCAUGGUCAUCUUGAUAUGCUGGUGGCUGACUGGGAUAUGGUUCCCGGCUACUGGACAAAUUUUCUUCGCGAGUACCCCGGGCACCCUGCAAGGGAUAAAAUGAGUGAUGAAGCUACAGCUGUGAACGAAACCUGGAUGUUUUUUAUGUUUACAAGUGACCUGCACCCGGUGAUCCGGCUACAUUUCUUCGUGGCUGGCUUUCGCGGCGACUGGAAGGCUCUGCGACAAGCCUUCAACUUCAACCGAUAUGCCGACCGAGACAAGGCGGGCUCGACUUGGACUUGA